AUGGCUUCGCGAUCGCCAUCUCGCGGCCGUUACAGGUCGCGCACGCGCUCACCUGCUGCACGCUCUGAACGUUCUCGUUCACCCCAGCGCCGCCAUCAUCACGACUCGCGGUCACCUGCCCGCUCCACAUCACCUCAGCGUCGUAAUGGCCGUUACAGAUCUCGCAGCCGCACUCGGAGCCGUAGCAACAGUCGGAGUCGAAGCCGCAGUCGUAGCUGGAGCCGCGGGGCCCGCGAUCGCAACGACAGAGAUAGGAGUGCUUCCCCAGCCGCUAAGAGCACAAAGAUUGUAGUAGAGCGACUCUCCAAAAACAUUAACGAGCAACAUCUUUAUGAGAUCUUUGGGCAGUUUGGGCGCAUCAAGGAUCUUGAUCUUCCCAUAAACAGGACCUUUGGAACAAACCGUGGCACGGCAUACAUACUUUACGACUACGAGGACGAUGCCGAGGCCGCGAUAGCCCACAUGCAUGAAGCUCAGGUGGAUGGAUCCGCGAUCAAUGUGUCCAUAGUGCUUCCACGUCGCAAGCUUUCUCCUGCGCCUCCAACAGCUCGGCGCGGAGCCAACAUUGAUCCCAGAGUGCCGUUUGCGGGAGCACGUGGGGGUCCCCCUGGUGCAGGCAUCGGAGGAAAUAACGGCAUGGGUGGUGGUGGUGGAGGUCGCCGUCGAGCAUCUCCAGGGAAUCGUCGGCUGGCCCCCCUCCUUCCUGUGGUGGUGGUGGAAGCCGAUACCGCAGUCGAUCCAACAACUCCUCUUCAUCUAGAUCACGCUCGAGAUCUCCAGGUCCCCGGCGAAAAGCAGUCGGCCGCCACGAUGAUCACGAGACAAGACGACGCGGGAGCGUUGAUAGUCGCGAAGGUCGAAGUCGAUCUCGAGGACGCGGUCCUAAAUGAUUCAAAAGCUCUUCAGGUGUAA
Molecule: messenger RNA, 912 nt
Organism: Fusarium tjaetaba
Lineage: Eukaryota; Fungi; Ascomycota; Sordariomycetes; Hypocreales; Nectriaceae
Product: RNA-binding with serine-rich domain protein
Exons: 4
Coding region: 1-912 (303 amino acids)
Biological process (GO): mRNA splicing, via spliceosome
Cellular component (GO): cytoplasm; nucleoplasm; ASAP complex
Molecular function (GO): RNA binding
Source: RefSeq, a predicted model, not a curated record